Messenger RNA from Caenorhabditis remanei, 1353 nucleotides. RefSeq lists its product as uncharacterized. Gene Ontology annotation, cellular component: nucleus; cytoplasm. Lineage: Eukaryota; Metazoa; Nematoda; Chromadorea; Rhabditida; Rhabditidae. Bases 1 to 1353 code for a protein of 450 amino acids. Gene Ontology annotation, molecular function: protein serine/threonine kinase activity; ATP binding. The transcript is spliced from 6 exons. Gene Ontology annotation, biological process: peptidyl-serine phosphorylation; signal transduction. The record is from RefSeq and is a predicted model, not a curated record.
AUGUUGACAAAUAACAAUGACGCCUCUUCCAAGACUGUCAAAGUCAUGCGUCCAGGAUAUAUUAUCGACAAAUGGAAAGUAAAAGCAAUGCUGGGAAAAGGGGCGUGUGGAGUUGUGUACAAAGUGGAAGACAAGAAUCGAAAAGGUUACUGUGGAGCGAUGAAAAUAGAGUAUCACUCGGAGGAUUACGAUAGGACUCUGCCCAUUGAAAUCAAUGUUUUGAGCAAGUUAAGAGAUUCCAAAGAUGUUCUGAAAAUCCUUGAUUCUGGAAAAAGAAAGAAUUACACUUACAUGGUCACAACGUUAUGUGGGAAGGAUCUGAUGGCUCUUUGGUCGAAAAUCUCGGGUGGAUUCAAUGAUUAUACUGCAAUGCGUGUCGCCUUGUUCACUCUUUAUGGACUCAAACAACUUCAUGAAAUCGGAUUUGUGCAUCGAGAUGUGAAACCGGGGAAUAUUAUGACUGCAGCUGAUCGUGGACGAGAUUCUCGAUUCCUGAUGCUGAUUGAUUUCGGAAUGGCCAGGUCGUUCGUGCACACAGAACCCGAUGGAACCAGGAGGCUACGUCCGAUGAGAAGAAGGAUUCCAUUGAGAGGAACUAUCAGAUAUUGUUCAAUGAAUGUGCAUGAAAGACACGAACAAGGAAGAGGUGAUGAUCUCAUCGCUAUGAUCUACACUAUUGUUUUCUUAACUAUUGGAUUACCUUGGGCUAAAAUUAAAGAUGAAAAAGAGAUCAUGUCGAUGAAAAGAUCAACGAAAGAUGCGACUUUGUUUGAGGAUCUCCCUGAGGAGUUGAAGAUUGUCUUUGAGUAUUUAAAGACACUCGGAUACACGGAUCGACCAAACUACGAGAAAAUUUACAAUUUGUUAAUGACUGCCAUCAACAGAUUGAAAAUUAACUUCUUGGAUCCUUAUGAGUGGGAAGAUGAAGAAAUGGAAAGAAUGGCUAAAGCUGAAAAGGAGGAGAAAGAGAAAGAAUUGAAGGAGAAAGAGCAAAAAGAAGAUCCGAAGAAAGUUCCCGAACAACCAAAACCCCCAGGAGAAGUAGAUGAGAACAAGAAGUUGCCGGAAAACAAGUCUGAUGUUCAGCAAAAAACGUCGAAUUUAGACAAGUGUUGUAAAUUGAAUAGUUCAAAUGAUAGCAGCCACUCGGAACCAAAUGAAAAUUCGAAUAGAGGAAACACCCAGAAGAAUGCAGAAUCUGUUCCCGGUGCUGUCAAUGACAUGGAAACUGCUAUCGAAUGCGUUCCAACUGAGUACGCAACUAAGAAAGCUUUGCCGAGAGAAGAAUUGCAAUUCAUUGUUUAUCCAGCCAUUGCUCCCGGCAACUUCACUAACAUCGUCAUUCCUUUCUGA